ACUGUCACAUAUAGUACAACUGUCAACUAGUACAUACCUGAUACCACAUACGUUGUAUUUUUGUUUGGUUUUCACUUUCCUUGUGCUAAUUUCAUUUAAAACUCCAACAACAACAUGCAAUAAGUGUGCAGUGCAACGUUAAUUAGCAAACGAGACCGUUCUACAAACGCGGGGACAUUUUAUUUCGUGUGUUACAAGUGAAAAGUGGGUGCAAUUGUGUGAAAUUAUAGGAUUUAUUCAUUCGUUUACACAUUCGACAUCACCGCAUGAGCCCCCCACUGGCUGUUGUUCGUGAUGGCGGGUGGGUCCGCGUGGUGGCGGCGUGUGGGCGCGCGCACGCGCACGCUGCGCAACCUCGUGCUCGACACGCAGCGCGCGCUGCACGAUGUCUGCGACAUGCUGCAGUUUGAUCCAGAAGUACCAGACACCGUCCAGGAGAUAUACAACCUGUCCCUUCGCACAACAGCGCUGGUGGUGCUCGGCAGUACGCCGUCCGCCAGGGCCCGUCUUCUUCACUGUCUGUUGGGACGGCAGCUGCUGCCUGAUCCUCCGCCGCGAGGGUGUCGAUGGAUUCGAAUCUCGUACGCCAGCACCACGCAGGUGCAUCUGACUCUUGGAGACUCUGACUUCAUGCUGGUGGAAGAGUUGGAGUGCAACAAGAAGCCCUGGGACACGCUCCCGGUUGAGGACCUAGUCCGCCAAGACAACGCGGAUCUCUCCAAAAUCUUAGAAGUGGAAAUCAACAACCAAUUCCUCAAAGACGGUCUUCGCAUCAUCAUACCACCAGAUUUGGACUCCGACACCGGUACCACGGACCACCUAACCCUCAAGAAGAUUUACAGUGACCUCUACUCCAAAAGGGACGCCAUUUUGAAAACCGUCAACCCUAUAUAUCUAUACGGGGUAGACAGAAUGGGGAAGAAUGUCUUCAACGAUCACAUCACCAACACCCUGAUAAUAUCUAGGAGUGAAGAGGAUUUUUGGAGUACCUUCAAUCUGUACUCUAUGAUGAAAGUUGAUGACGAUAAGGAUGAUAAGUGUGAGGUGGUGAUGGAAAGAGAUGGGAAGGGAAGGAGGGAGCCGGCUGUGUUUAACGGAGAGAACUGCCUCGAUCUCCACCAGAUCAAAGAGAUCAACCCCAACGCGCAGGUGUUGUUCGCUUUGUUCUCCGACAGCGUUGCCAUGGAAACGGAUGAGGGCACGUCGGAGAAGAGAGUGCGCAUCGGCACAGACUCUACUGAAUCUUCGGAAGGCAACAAGCCUGAGAGUGAUCAAGGGUUGAUACAGGAUGGGUUGUUGAGACGCGCCGCCGACUCGCCGGAGCAGAGGUCCCGCGAGGGCCGGCGGCGGUACGAGGAGCAGGUCGCGUUCCUCAACGAGCUGCUCGACCAGUGGGAGUUGAUGUCAACACCACCACAAAAGCAUCAAGCCAAAUCUCAAUGGGUGAUCCUGAACGACAGAGAGAUGAUGCGCUCAGCUGAACUGAAGUACUCCCACGCCGACAAGGAGAAGGAUGGGGAGAAGACCAUCAGGAGCAGGUCCCUGUUGCUGAACACCGUGGUGAAGUUCGCGUACGACUGCCUCCAGGGAUACCUGUUUGAGUACUGUACUAGGUUGAGUGAGGUCCACGUGAAGUUACUGCAGCAGAUAAUCCUGGCGUCGUUCGACAUGGCGCGCGAGCUCCAGGUGGUGCCCAAGAAGAUCCAGUACGUCGCCAGACAGGAACAACAGCUGUAUGAGACAAUCAACGAGAAAUUCACAGAAGGAGACAAGAAGCAAGAGUUGCUGCAGAUCAUGCAGGAAGUGCUGCUGGAGAUGAGGUCUGAGGUCAACAAUAUGGACUGGAGUGUAGACGAUCUCCCGUGGCACCAGGACCGUCGCUUCGUGAUAUCGAACUCUGUGUUCUACUCGCGCUCGGGCGCCUCCCCCGCGCCCCGCCACGCGCCCGAGCGGGGCCGCGGCGCGGGCGCGGACGCGGCGCGCGACGCCUCCGACGGCGAGGACGCGCUCGGCGCCGACGCCUGCAACAUCGACGACUACGACAUCAUCGCCGAUAAUGACGAUAGCUUGCUGGAGUCAUAUCCUACGUCCCGCCCAGACGACGACCUGAUCUCGUUCCCGUACAACGACAUCCACGUGGAGAACGAGUCGGGGUCGUUUCGCUGUCGAGCGGCACGCUGUGGGGCGCGAGCGGCGCCACGGCGGGCACGGGCAGCACGGCGGGCUCCGGCCUCACGUCCUGCACCAACAGCGUCAACAUCUCCGUCAAGCAGGCCUCGCUCGAUGUGCAGCAGACGGAACGUCCCCGACGAAAUCCAAACUGGUUGUCCGCAAGUUGUGUCCGACUCUCUCGAGGUCCUCGACGAGGCGAGCAUCGACGAUCCGCUCAAAGAGUUUGGCGAGCUCGUCGAGCAUCACGAAGGGGUUCUUGGCACCUGCCAGAAACAUACUGCUCUUGAAAUAUAUAGGGAGAAUAAGUACGUGUUUCUAAUAAGCAGUGUCGAUGUUGUGCAGAUGCCUGCUGUCGCUGGAGGCGUCGUGCCGGUCGGAGCUGGGCGGGCGGCCGGCGAGCGAGGCGAUGCGGCAGCUGGUGUGCGCGGCGCGCGGCGUGGACCUCGCGCCGUGCGCCUCCAAAUAGCUGCUGCGGACCCUGCUCGACUCGCUCCGGAGGCUGCUGCACAGGUCUGUAUUGUAUGCCUGCUGUCGCGGGAGGCGUCGUGCCGGUCGGAGCUGGGCGGGCGGCCGGCGAGCGAGGCGAUGCGGCAGCUGGUGUGCGCGGCGCGCGGCGUGGACCUCGCGCCGUGCGCCUCCUUCGCUGCUGCGGACGCUGCUCGACUCGCUCCGGAGGCUGCUGCACAGGUCUGUAUUGUAUGCCUGCUGUCGCGGGAGGCGUCGUGCCGGUCGGAGCUGGGCGGGCGGCCGGCGAGCGAGGCGAUGCGGCAACUGGUGUACGCAGCGCGCGGCGUGGACCUCGCGCCGUGCGCCUCCUUCUCUGCUGCGGACGCUGCUCGACUCGCUCCGGAGGCUGCUGCACAGGUCUGUAUUGUAUGCCUGCUGUCGCGGGAGGCGUCGUGCCGGUCGGAGCUGGGCGGGCGGCCGGCGAGCGAGGCGAUGCGGCAGCUGGUGUGCGCGGCGCGCGGCGUGAACCCUCGCGCCGCGUCGUGCCGGUCGGAGCUGGGCGGGCGGCCGGCGAGCGAGGCGAUGCGGCAGCUGGUGUGCGCGGCGCGCGGCGUGGACCUCGCGCCGUGCGCCUCCUUCACUACUGCGGACGCUGCUCGACUCGCUCCGGAGGCUGCUGCACAGGUCUGUAUUGUAUGCCUGCUGUCGCGGGAGGCGUCGUGCCGGUCGGAGCUGGGCGGGCGGCCGGCGAGCGAGGCGAUGCGGCAGCUGGUGUGCGCGGCGCGCGGCGUGGACCUCGCGCCGUGCGCCUCCUUCGCUGCUGCGGACGCUGCUCGACUCGCUCCGGAGGCUGCUGCACAGGUCUGUAUUGUAUGCCUGCUGUCGCGGGAGGCGUCGUGCCGGUUAAGGAUAGUAGGUGGGGAAGCGGAGGCGUGCUGCGUGCUCAGUCCGGUGUGGAGGCGCCAGGUGGCGUUACACACGACGCAGUCGCUCAGCCCGCAGCGGCUCGCCAGGGUUAUAUCCGCACAGAUCCUGGAGCGGCUGUCGGAGGCGCACGGGCGCUACCAGGCAGCGCUGUCGGCGCUGCAGGCGGCGGUGGGCGCGCGCCUGCUGCACACCGAGGACAACAAGCUGGCGCUGCGCAAGCACCACGCGCCUGCGCUCGCGCGCCUCUGUCUCGAGAGCACCUCGCUCGCCGACCUGCUGCAGCACGGCGUGCCCGACCUGGGCAGGGAGAUCGGUCGCGGCCAGUACGGCGUGGUGUACUCGGUGCGCGGCGAGUGGGCCGGCAUGUCCCCGGUCGCGGUGAAGUCCGUGCUGCCCGCGGACGAGCGGCACUACCACGAGCUCGCCAUGGAGUUCUUCUAUACUAAGAGCAUCCCAGCGCACCCCCGAAUAGUCCGGCUAUACGGGUCCAUAGUGCAGCGUCACAGCGGCUCGGGCCCGAGCGUGUUGCUCGUCUCGGAGCGGAAGUGCCGCGACCUGCACGCCGCCGUCAGGGCGGGGCUCUCCUUCGCGGCCAGGAUGAGGAUCAGCUGCGAUAUUGUGGAGGGGAUCCGCUACCUGCACUCGCUGGGGCUGGUGCACCGCGACGUGAAGAUGAAGAACGUGCUGCUGGACGCGCGCGGGCGCGCGCUGUCCGACCUGGGCUUCUGCGCCGCCGAGGCGCUCAUCUCCGGCUCCGUCGUGGGCGCGCCCGCGCACAUGGCGCCCGAGCUCUUCGCCGGCGAGUACGACGCCGCCGUCGACGUCUACGCCUUCGGGAUCCUCUUCUGGUACGUGUGCGCCGGUAACAUAAGGCUACCGUCAGCGUUCGAAACGUUUCAGAACAAAGAACAGUUAUGGAGUAAAGUUAAAAGAGGAUUGCGGCCGGAACGUCUUCCCCACUUCACAGACGAGUGCUGGGAGGUGAUGGAGUCGUGUUGGGCCUCCGAGCCAUCUCAACGAGCCCUCCUGGGCGAUGUCCAGCAGCUUGAGAGGAUACUGCAAGCAGCACUCGCGGAGGAACAAGAGAAGACACAAGUCUACGACGCAAACAGAGAGUACGAUUACUCAGACGAUGACAGUCUCUACAUGACCGGUAUCAACAAAAACUGCCUUUGAUUGAGCCCGUUAAGCCUGUUGAGUCCAAAAUCGUUUGAACGGCGAACGGGCCUUUCGAAAUAUCUGUGAUUUAUCGUGUGAUCUACAGUUUUUUUAUCGAUAAAGUGUCGAAGAUGAAGUCUCGGAAGUAUCGAUGAAACGAAUAUAUUUUGAAAUCGAAUAAAUGGGUGUUUAUUAAUGCAAAGAACGGAUUUAACGACACUAUUUUAAAAUAAUUAUAAUUAUUUUAAUGUAUGAAGCAAGUGUUCAGUUUAGCUUGACGUUGAUCAUCCGUCAAGCCAAAUCGCUUCAGGCAAAUUUGUUUAUCGCCUUUAUGAAUAUAAAGUUUGAGUUAGACACGAAAAUGUUAUGAAAUUUAAUAUAUGGGCACAUUAUUUGACCAAUCACAAAAGCACAGAAAUUAUUUUUCGGUGGUCUCUUACUAAGGGUAGUUCUAUGGAAUGAGUUGUAUGUUAUUGCGAAAUCACAUGGUCGACUAAUUAAAGUGAUUAUUUAUACAAAUCGAUAAGGAAAUUCUGUCGCAAACAAAUAUACGCUGUAUCCUCCAUUAGUAUAGAGUUCAACUUAUACCGAUGCCUACAAUGAAAUAAACUGCCAAUACAGCCCAACUAACCGCCAUUUUCAAUAGACGAUCCUAAUCCCUUUUUUGAUCUAUCUCAAAACUGGACCAAUCAGAACAAGGAUUUUUUACAUGCUUCCAAAAAGACUUAUUAUGGUUGGUUAUUAUCGGAAUUGGAUUGAAGAAUAAGAUGUAUUAAGAAGAGCGUUAAGUCGACUGAUAGUUUAAUUAUUGAACAUACUUUUUGAGAGACAUAUUAAGUUUUGGUCAGGUCCAUUUACGUGAUCAGAAGUAACGUCAUCUUGUUUUAGACUAAUAGCCAAAGGAAUAUAGAUCAAAGCGGUGGAGUUAUUGACUUCAGGCCUAUAAAAAAACAGGAUGUACAGGGAUUAUUAUUUUCUUCCAAAUUUGAACCACUCUGUAUGCUUAUAUAGCACGCCCAGGAGACUAAAAAUCUGCGCAAGGUUGUAAAAUAUGGAAAAGAAUGUACUGACAAUUUAAAAUGAAAAAGCAAAGUAGCACCUCGCAUGCAGAUUUUAUAUUUUCCUGAUCAAGCUAUAAAGGAUUUUUACCGUUAAGGGCAAGUUUCAUCAUGAACUGUGAGAAUUAAAUAGCUAUAGUCAAGACUAUAAGCGUAACCAUAAAUGUCGUAAGCCGAAAACAGGUAAUUUUGACUAUUAGUGUAAAUCAAAAACUGCCUAU
Messenger RNA from Manduca sexta (tobacco hornworm), 5983 nucleotides. RefSeq lists its product as uncharacterized. Gene Ontology annotation, biological process: protein phosphorylation. The record is from RefSeq and is a predicted model, not a curated record. NCBI's taxonomy places the organism in Eukaryota, Metazoa, Arthropoda, Insecta, Lepidoptera, Sphingidae. Gene Ontology annotation, molecular function: protein kinase activity; ATP binding.